This is a messenger RNA of Parnassius mnemosyne (clouded apollo), 2317 nucleotides long. NCBI's taxonomy places the organism in Eukaryota, Metazoa, Arthropoda, Insecta, Lepidoptera, Papilionidae. The record is from the annotation of a GenBank genome assembly.
AUUGCUUGAAAUAAGUGAGGGUAGGUAUAAAUUUGUUUUGAUUGUAUUUUUAUUGUAAAUAGUAAUUAUAAUUUUGUUAUAAAUAUUACAAACACAUUUCUGCAUGAUUAUGAAAUACAGAAAGAUACAAAUUUAUUUGCAUAAAAUUUCUAUUUGGUUUUUUUAAACACCUGAAAUUUAAAAAAAAAACACGAAUAACUGAGUUUUGACCAAUAAAUCAACUUAUUAACUUCCUUCUGCGUAGCAUUGAAAGGAAGUUAAUGGUUUUAGCUGGCAGUCUGUUAGUCUGUAUGCCGACACGAUAACUUCCGUUCCACUGGACCGAUUGACUUUAAAUUUGGUAUGUGGAUACCUUGAGGUUUUAAUUUGGGUCCUGUAGGUCAAAGGGCACCAGAGAUAUGGGAUUCACGCAGAAGGAAGUUGUUUUUCUUGAAUUUACAUUCAACUCGUUUAGUACAUUAAUAAAACUAUGUAUACGUCUUUAAAUGUUUACAAUAUAAAUUCCCUUAUUUUUGCCCUAUUUGAUGAUUUAAAAUUUUUUUUCUUAAUUAUUAUAAUAUGUAUUUAUCAUUCAAUUUAAUUUAAGCCUUAAUUAUGAUAAUAAUACUGGCGAUAUAAGAAUAUACACUACCCUAGCUCGUUCCAGUUAGAGACGUAAGAGGCGACAGAGAGAAACAAGCUACUAGAUGAGGAGCGGUCUUCCUAAUGAACAAAAAAUAAAAAACACUGCAGUUGCCAACCUGCCUGCCAAGCGUGGCAACUAUGGCAGUCUGUAGUGGAGACCUAUGUUCAGCUAGCUUUUGAUAGGCAGUAACGGUAUGCCAUAGUUAAAAACUGUUUUCUAUUAAGAAUUAUGAGGGUAGAUGAUUUUUUCUCACUAAGUUAUAAAGAAAUGCUGCCUUGUGUGAUAUAGUUUCAUCAAGAACUGCCUAGAUUUAACAUGUAAAUCAAGAAACCUUUCUUGAUUUACAUGUUCUAUUUAAGCAAACCAAACUAUUAUUUUCUAGAUAGUUGGUAAAUAUAGUAUAUGACGCUAUUUUUUAUUUGGAAUUAUUCAUACAUACACUUACUAUUAAUAAGUAACUAGGAUGGCUACUCUUCCUAUAUUUAAUUAUUAUUUAUAGACAGUGUAGCCGUGUUGUUUAAAUUGAAAAAAAGUCACAAAAGAAUAAAACGACCGUUUUACUGUCCAAAAUUGACACAGCAAAGGAAAACGUCACUAAUAGGUUCUAUCAUAAUUGGAAUAGUAAUAACUGUUUAGGCUUAAAUAAUUAUAACAAAUUCUAGCUGCUUGCAAGUUUAGACAUUUUGUAUUGCUCUUUGCUUGAUUAACUUGUAGUAAAAACAACCAUAGACAAGAGUAUGUACGGGAGAUAGAAACCCACGAAUUGCUGUCUUCACCUACAGCGCCCUCUAGCGCCUUUUUAUAUGAUGAUUUUUAAUCGAUUUUACGCGGUAUCAAUGUAUCCGCUCUGCACACGAGUAGAACUGUAAGUCCGAGUAAUAAUAGAUCGAGGAGGUAUGUGCCCUACAACAGGAAAGAAUGAUAAUUGUUCACUAUAAGAAAUAUAUAAUGAGCCUGAUUGAUAUUUCAUUGUGUACUGUCUGACAUUCAUAAUUUAAAAAUGACUGUUUUAUAAAUAAAAUAGUACGUACAGUUUGUCAUUAAUUAUUAAGAAGAUAAUGAAUUUAAUAAUUGUAAAUAAAAGAUUGACUAUAUUGUUUUUGUUUUAUUACAUGUCUAUCGACUUGAGUAUUCAAAGUAAUCUGGCAACUGUGUCACACAGUGGCAUAGCAAGAGUUGCAGUCGCCCGUUUUCUUCACCCGCUACUCCACUUCGCAGAGAUAGAGUCAUGCUCGGGCCACGAUGCAGUAGCUGCCCGGAGUCAGGAAGUUGGCGGUGUCUCACCCCCGGUACUCGGAAAGCACGUAAAGCCGUUGCUCUUGCGCCUGAUCUCUCUCCGGCCGUGUAUUACCGUCCCAUCGGACUACGAGAGCGAGGCAAUAGAGAGUGCCCGUGUGCUCACACUAGGGCACUAUGAUCCUGUACUGCGCAGAUGGCUGGUCUCCGUUGAUACUUAAAUAAUGUAGGAAGGAAGAAACUGAGGAAACCUAGUCCGUCAUAAACACCACAGCGGACCGGCUAUAGAGAAAAUAAAACAAAUAAUUGUUGUCCACGAUAUUUUAAUUGAACAAUCAUAAAAAUAUUUUGUUUACAUGUAAAAUAGAAAAUUUUAUUUUUCUUAUAUACGUAUAUAUAAAUCUAUUCUGGAUUAUCACGAUUCAUAUUAUUAUAUAACACACAUAAUAUAAUUGU